UUGGUGCAGUCCGGGGCAAAUGAUAUCAUUUGAUGAACAAAACUGAAUUAUCAUCUAAUUAAAUUUUUAGUUUUUUGAUGGUUAUCUAUUCCAAAUAAAAAUCCAUUUUUAUGGAAAGUGUGAUACAUGAAGUGUAUAUAUAUUAAUCGAUAAAUAUCAUAAUACUUUUUUUUUAUAAUUAACUAGUACAAUGUAUCAACAAUACUGCUUAAUACAGCUGUUAAUUUCUAUGACAAGAUUAAGCCCGGACUUAUUACUGUGGAAGUGAUUCACUUUAUGCGUAUUUAUUUUUAAUAUUUAAAGCAUUGAAUCAUGGAUAAUAAUACUGAGGAAAAUUCUACAACCACCCAAAACAUUGAAGAUCCCCAAACAAUGUUGGAAAGGUUGCAGUCAGAAAAUGCUCACUUGCGUGAGGAAUUUAAUGUCCAAAGAGCGAAAAUGAAAGAAUUGUUUUUACAAAAAGAAGAAGAAUUGAAAAGGAAAUUAAAAGAGAAUGCCGAGCUGCAGGAAGAAAGAGAUAAAUUAAAAAGUGAAUUAGAUGAAGGAAAGAUGCAGUUAGCUAUAACAUCUUUAGAAUUAGAGAAUUACAUUACUAUGAAUACACACCAAGUUCAGGAAGAAAUCGUUUCUUUACAGCAAGUGAUUCAAGAUACAAUGCAAGAGUCCCAAUGUACACGAGAACAAUUAGAAAUGGAAUUACGCAAGUUAAGAACACAUAUUUCAAAACUUAAUGAAGAGAAUGCAUUCUUAAAAACCCAAUUAACGAAAGAAGGAUCUUCAGAUGGACCACAAAUAUCCCUUUCAACAGUUACCAAAACACUUGCUAGGAAAGUAGUAUCGCAAUUAGGAGCAGAUACUUUAUCAUUAGGGCCAGAACAUUUAGAGGAGAACAUGAGGAAGGCUCAAGAAGAUGCUGAAGUACUGAGAUCAUUGGUUGUGCCAUUAGAAGAAGAAAUAAAAGCUUUAAAAGAGAAAUUACGAUCGACUGAUGAUGAAUUACAGAAAUAUAAAGAAUUACAACACCAAAAAAGAACAGAAUCAGAUUCUACAGAGCCUACAUGUGAUAUGUGCAUUAAUUAUGAAGCACAGCUAGUUAAAAUGCAAACGACAGCUAAAGAUUUAGAAAAACAAUUAAAUGACACUGAGCGAAUGUUACAAGCUCAAAGAGAGGAGCUUGUUAAAGAAGUUGAGUUUAGAAAAGAAAUGGAAGAAAAAUGGAAUGAAAAAAAAGAGGAACAUAAAAUAAAAGUGACUGAAUUAACGGCAGCUUCACAAUUAGCUCAACGUACACUACAAGAAUUAAAGCAGCAAUUUAAACAGAUGCAUCAAGGUGUUACGGAAGAAUUAGCUAAAUUAACUAAAGGUCGUGAGGAAGUUCAAAGGCAUCUUAUUGAACUCCAACGAGAAAACGAAAUGCUAGUAGGAAAACAUAGUAAACAUUCACAGCAACUUCAAAGUGAAAAUAUCAACAUGCCAAAUACAGUAGAAGAAUUGCAUAUCAGUCUCUUGAGAGCUCAUGAAGAUUUAAUAUUAGCUCGGGUUGCGCAGGAAGUAGCAGAAGAAAAAGAAGCUACGAUGCGGUAUGAAUUAAGUAUUGUUCGAGAGCAAAUGAUAGCUGAAAAAGAUGACAAAAUAGAUCGUUUAGAGAAAAUGUUACAAGAAACUAUGACCGCAAAGAAAGAAGCUGAUGCAACGAUAAUUGAAUUAAAACAAAAAAUCACGAGCCUCCAGCAAGUAUUAGAAACUAGUGGAGAAGUUCAAAAAGACUUUGUUCGACUUUCUCAAUCUCUUCAGGUUCAACUUGAAAAAAUUAGAGAAUCAGGAAGCGAAGUACGAUGGCAACAUGAAGAAGAUGUUGAUGAAUGUCCGACGUGCCACACAGCUUUUACGCUUGGAAAGAAAAAAGUACAUUGUCGGCACUGUGGUCAUAUAUUUUGUCAAUCUUGUUUAUCUCAUGUUGUGAAUAGUGGUCCAAAGCAAAGACCUUCCCGUGUUUGUGGUGUUUGUCAUACAUUGUUGGUUCCAGACACUGCGCCAUACUUUAGUCAACAACCACCACACACUCCAGAUUGAUUUCUCUAUUUAUUUUGACGAAUAGAAGUUAUUUAAACAAUGAAGAAAACAUGCAAUGAGUUUAUUACAAAAAUCAACAAAAUAUUAGAAAAAAUUUAUCUUCUCUAGACAAGUUGACUUCUUGAAUUAAUGGUUGUAUAUUUUAAAAGUAUUUUUCGCUUUUCAAAAGAAAAAAAAAACAGUUGACAUUUAAAAUGUUUUUUAUUUAAAAAUAAGCGUUCUUUAUGAAUUCCAAUUGUUCUCUUCGUAAUCUUCUUC
Messenger RNA from Chelonus insularis, 2331 nucleotides. It is a transcript of the gene Rbpn-5, whose product is annotated as rab GTPase-binding effector protein 1. Bases 313 to 2073 code for a protein of 586 amino acids. The record is from RefSeq and is a predicted model, not a curated record. Gene Ontology annotation, cellular component: intracellular membrane-bounded organelle. The transcript has 7 exons. NCBI's taxonomy places the organism in Eukaryota, Metazoa, Arthropoda, Insecta, Hymenoptera, Braconidae. Gene Ontology annotation, biological process: endocytosis. Gene Ontology annotation, molecular function: GTPase activator activity; metal ion binding; growth factor activity.